Molecule: messenger RNA, 1164 nt
Organism: Pocillopora verrucosa
Lineage: Eukaryota; Metazoa; Cnidaria; Anthozoa; Scleractinia; Pocilloporidae
Source: RefSeq, a predicted model, not a curated record
GAUUUACUCCAAGCAAAGUCUGACAAAAUAUGCCACGUGCAAACUAGGAUUAUCAUGGCAGCUAUGGAUCCCAAACCUGUAAAGCUACAAGAAAAUGUAAUUUUGACGUUCAAGAACCUGAAGAAUGAUCCAAGAGAGAAGCAUUGCACAUUCUGGAGUGGCCUCAGCGAAAGUCAAGACGGAUUUUCGAAAGAUGGAUGUCAUGUAGUUACAUCCCUAAGCAACACAGAAGAAACAGUCUGCAGCUGCAAUCAUUUGACUCAUUUUGGUGUCUUAGUCGAUUAUAGUGGUGCCAGUGUGCUGUCUCAGAAGUACGAAGAUAUUCUGGAGAUUAUCACCUACAUAGGAUUAAGCCUUUCCAUUAUCGGAAUGAUUCCAACCAUAAUCAUGUAUUCCUUGUUCACAGAUGUUCAUGAACCUCUCACUCAAAUACGACUGAGUCUCGUCGCAUCAAUCGCAGCUGGUCAAAUAAGCUUUCUCGCUGGAAUGCACGCCUUGGAUAACCCAGCCAUUUGCAUCACAGUAGCAGUUCUUACGCAGUAUUUCGUCAUGGCCGCUUUCUGCUGGAUGCUAGUGGAAGGAAUCUACUUUUACUUGUUGAUUGUGAAAGUUUACAACAUCAGCAAUAGGUUGAUAGUGUAUCACGUCAUGGCAUGGGGUUUCCCCAUCAUUAUGGUCAGCACUUCUCUCAGCAUUGCGAUUGGAAAAGGAGGGAUUCAAAGCUACACCAGCAAUAAAUAUUGUUGGUUGCCGUCAACGUAUGACUUGAUCUGGAUAUUUGUUACAUUUCUGACGGCAACUGGAGUUCUUAACAGUUUUAUACUCGCACGUAUCACAAGGAAGUUGACCACACUGCCGCAAACAAGAGCCAACAAGAUUCUGCGAGUCCGACUUGGCAUCAGAACAUGUGUUCUGAUGAUUCCCCUUCUUGGCAUCACUUGGUUGUUUGGUCUUCUGUCACCACUACACAAGGCUUUCGCCUAUAUCUUUACCAUUCUCAACUCUACUCAGGGUGUCCUGAUUUUCAUCUUGCAUCGUAUACGUAUGAGAAAUAGCGAGAUUGAGGAGCGAUUGGAGAGCAAAAUUGAAACAGAGACGAUUGGUCAGAUUAGAGCUCGAAUGAAAGCUCGAACGAAUGCUGUUUUCCCAUCUCCGAAAAGAUAA